Molecule: messenger RNA, 612 nt
Organism: Ambispora leptoticha
Lineage: Eukaryota; Fungi; Glomeromycota; Glomeromycetes; Archaeosporales; Ambisporaceae
Source: the annotation of a GenBank genome assembly
AUGCUAAAAUUCUUCACUCAAAUUGUGCUUGUAUUUUUGGCUGUUGCCUUAACAUUAAACAAAUCGAGCAGCACUUUUGCGGUCCCAGUUAAUAAAGCGCGUAAUUUUUUGAACAAUUUUAAACCUGUCCUUUUUGCCAAUGUUCUCGAUGAAAAUACCGCCACAACUGAAGCAGCAACCACGAAUGCAUUAGAAAUUGAAGCAGCUAAUUCAGCACAAACUGCUGCAACUUUCGAUCAUGAAAAUGCGUCAACAUUACUUCUUAAACGUAAUUUUUUGGGUGGCUUUAAACCUGUCGUUUUUAUCGAAUCUCUCGACGAAAAUACCGCCACCACUGAAGCGGCCACUACGAAUGAAUUAGAUAUAGAAGCGGCCAAUGCAGCUCAAACUGCAGCAACUUUCGAUCAUGAAAAUGCGUCUACAGUACUUGUCAACAAACGUAAUUUUUUGGGUGGCUUUAAACCUGUCCUUUUUGCUAACGUUCUCGAUGAAAAUACUGCCACCACUGAAGCAGCCACUACGAAUGCAUUAGACAUUGAAGCAGCAAAUUCAGCACAAACUGCUGCAGAUUUCGAUCAUGAGCAUGCAGAAACAGACUUGUUUCAACUAUAA